Messenger RNA from Zingiber officinale, 346 nucleotides. Its product is annotated as ethylene-responsive transcription factor 3-like. The coding region runs from base 38 to 346 and encodes 102 amino acids. Gene Ontology annotation, biological process: regulation of DNA-templated transcription. The transcript has a single exon. Lineage: Eukaryota; Viridiplantae; Streptophyta; Magnoliopsida; Zingiberales; Zingiberaceae. The record is from RefSeq and is a predicted model, not a curated record. Gene Ontology annotation, molecular function: DNA-binding transcription factor activity; DNA binding.
CUUUUGUUCCUUUUCAUUCCGUCGAUCUGUUGGCCAGAUGAAGAAAGGCCGAGUUCUGGUGGAGCCGGCGGCGGCAGUAGCGGAGACGCGGUUCCGCGACGUGCGGAAGCGGCCGUGGGGGCGGUUCGCGGCCGAGAUCAGGGACCCCUGGAAGAAGGUCAGGGUGUGGCUCGGAACCUUCGACUCGGCCGAGGCUGCCGCUCUGGCCUACGACUCCGCCGCUCGCGCGUUCCGUGGUUCCAAGGCCAAGACCAACUUUCCCCUCGCUGCCGCCGCCGCUGCGUCUCCCACCCCUACUCCUGCAUUCCGCUGCCCUCCCUCCGCUGACCCAACCCUAGGGUUUUGA